Molecule: messenger RNA, 1542 nt
Organism: Sphaerulina musiva SO2202
Lineage: Eukaryota; Fungi; Ascomycota; Dothideomycetes; Mycosphaerellales; Mycosphaerellaceae
Product: TTL-domain-containing protein
Exons: 1
Coding region: 34-1365 (443 amino acids)
Biological process (GO): protein modification process
Cellular component (GO): P-body
Source: RefSeq, a predicted model, not a curated record
CUUGAACAACAUCCGAAGUACCACAUCCGACCAAUGGCUCACAGCACUGAAGCAGACCAAGAAGCGGACAAAAACAUCUCCAAACUCUACGCGCUUGCGAACUAUGAGGAUAGCUAUGUGCAGCCACUCUUACUGGCCAUGCUCAAGGCGAAGCUGCCAGUCGAACUACUGGUAUUCAUCGAGGACAUGUCUGAAUUGCCUAGUCCAAAUGCCAGAGUCAUUCAAUGGCGACAAUACGAGAGCAUCGACUUCGAUCAUCUGAUGGCCAAUUCGUCGACUAGUGUGGCCAAUAGCUACAUCAUCAGGAAGGCUCUGAUACGCAAGCAUUAUCUAUCUAACACGGUCAAUCACUGGUUGACAAAACAUCCAGACUCUGCGCUGAGACAUCACAUUCAACCUAGUGUGGAGUUCGAGGUCGACUAUGCCGAGUUUUUGGAUGAUGCUUUGAUAGAAGCCUAUGAACUCAAGGAGAGCUGGACUCGUAAUGCUGCUCGGGGUGAAGACGACCCGGCUCGGGAGUGGUGGAUCUUAAAACCUGGUAUGAGCGAUCGUGGUCAAGGCAUACGACUUUUCAGUUCUGAGGAGGAGCUCACGAGCAUCUUCGAGGAGUGGGAUCCUCCUUCAGAUGAUGAUGAUGAAGAGGAAGAUGCCACAUCUCACGACGGUCAUAGCGAUGUCAAUGAGGAUGGUAAUGGAGUAAUGGCUUCUCAGCUGCGACAUUUCAUUGCCCAACCGUAUAUCAGCGCACCACUCCUGAUGCCCGAAGCCCAUGCUUCGGGAGGUCGAAAGUUUCAUGUCCGCACGUAUGUUCUCGCAGUAGGGGCGCUGCAGGUUUAUGUCUACAAACCGAUGCUUGCAUUGUUUGCAGGAGAACUGUACGCCAAGCCGUCAGCGUCUGCGUCGCCAAACGAAGACCUGUCCAGUCAUCUUACCAAUACUUGUCUCCAAGAUGGGUCCAGAGAAGGCAGCGUACACACCUUCUGGUCACUACCGGACAAUGUGAGCGGCAAGCUGAGCACCACGUGGAAAGAGGAUGUGUACAAGCAGAUCUGCUCAGUAACAGGGGAAAUCUUCGAGGCCGCGGCGCGAAGUAUGAGCAUCCACUUUCAGCCUUUACCCAACGCUUUCGAGAUCUUCGGUCUCGACUUCUUGAUUGACGACAAUGGUACCGCCUGGUUGCUCGAAGUCAACGCGUUUCCAGACUUCGCCCAGACGGGCAACGAGCUGCAGGAUAUCAUCCGCGGAUUAUUAGAAGGCGUUACUGACACGGCGAUAAAACCAUUCUUGGGAUUGCACACAGAAAAAGAUGUUGCAUGCGACAAGCAGAUGACACAAGUCCUCGAUAUCGACCUUGGCAGAAGAUGAGAGACAGGAUCGAGUCAAUUGCUCAAUUGUGUAGACCGAUAUAUGCCUACAUGGUAACCUUUGGACCACCACUCUCAAUCGGAGCCUGACAUAUCAAAGGGAGAAGAAUGCGUCAAACAAGACAUACAGAUCUUCGACAAGCUGCCACGAUACUGACUCUCGAAAUAAUCACCCCUC